UUCUUCCUCUUCAUGUAUUUGUUAUUUUUUUUUUUUUUUGUUUUUUUGUUGAAUGAAAUACACUUCGCCAUUUUUAAUUGAAUUUUCAAUUGCCAAUUUCAAGUGCGGUUUUGAGUGCAGCGCAUAUUCAUUUGCAAUUUGUUAUCCUUUUAUAUUUGUUUAUUUACAGGAGUUGCAUUAUUGGCCCGGAAUUGACGAUAAAAGUCUGCUCCAUUGGUACUGUGAUAAAUCGUAUCGCUUAUGCGGCCGACUACUGCCAGCUGGAGGGUACUUCCGGACGUCAAACGCAACCGAUGCCCAUACGUUGGAUGGCCUGGGAGAGUGUAUUGCUGGGUAAAUUCACAUCCAAAUCGGAUGUUUGGUCCUUUGCCGUGACGCUCUGGGAGAUAUUAACUUUCGCACGCGAACAACCCUACGAACAUUUGACGGAUGAGAAGGUGAUCGAGAAUAUCGGGCAUAUCUAUGCGGAUGAUAAGUUGCAUGAACUGCUGCCAAUGCCUCUGAAUUGUCCGCGUGAAAUUUACGAUCUAAUGUGCGAAUGCUGGCAACGCAACGAAUCGAGUCGACCCAAUUUCCGCGAAAUUCAUCUCUUUCUGCAACGUAAGAAUUUAGGCUUCAAGCCCAACAACACAAUGCAUUACUAAAACGAAGAGAAGAAUCGAGAUAAAAGGAAUUAACCAACGAUUUUUAAAACUUCUAACAAAAAUUAGUGAACAUUUCAAAAAAUCAGAGGAAAGCGUGUAUAUUAUUAAAAAAAGGAGCCGCUUGAAUGGCAGUGAAUACUUGGUAUUUAACACAAAAACAAAAAAUUAUAGUUGUAAAUUAUAAGCAAAGCUAAACCCGGCGAAUUUACUACUUAAAUAAAACUUAUGUGUGUAGGUGACAGAUGACAAAUGACAAGUGAAAAGUGACAAGUGGAAAGUGGCAAAUGGAAAGUGGCAAAUUGAAAGUGGCCAAUGGAAAGUGGCAAAUGGAACAAAUGACUUAUGACUGGUGACAAGUGACCAAUAACACCUGACACCUGACAACUGACCGCAUAGUGACUAUUAUAUGAGCUGCAAAAUGCAAAGCAAAUAUUAUCAGCUACUUAGU
Anastrepha ludens (Mexican fruit fly) is the source of this 1092-nucleotide messenger RNA. RefSeq names its product discoidin domain-containing receptor 2-like. Gene Ontology annotation, biological process: multicellular organism development; protein phosphorylation; positive regulation of kinase activity. The record is from RefSeq and is a predicted model, not a curated record. Bases 294 to 644 code for a protein of 116 amino acids. Lineage: Eukaryota; Metazoa; Arthropoda; Insecta; Diptera; Tephritidae. Gene Ontology annotation, cellular component: signaling receptor complex. Gene Ontology annotation, molecular function: collagen binding; ATP binding; protein tyrosine kinase collagen receptor activity. The transcript is spliced from 3 exons.